GAAAAAGUACUGUGCUUCUCAAAAUAAAAAAGUCAAUUUGAGAAGAAUUUACAUAUUUUAAAAGUAAAAGUUAAACCAGUUGACAACUUUUUUUUGCACUUCUCUGAUCUAACCAGUCUGGAUCAAAUAAGAAUCCACACAGACGUGUUUACCAAGCAAAAUUUAAAAAAUAAAAUAAAAAUAGGAAAAGAGGCAUUACUUAUAGGCUUUGUAAACAAAUAAAUGAUUUAGCAAAUCUGGAAAAGAAAUACAUUUUAUACAAACUAAUUAAGUGUUGAGGUUGUAAUUGUAAACACUUUUAAAUUUGCAUAGAAAUAAAAAAUAAACCAGUAAUAAAGGAAAAGAAAUAAAAUGGUAUUGUCCUGGUGAGCUGUUGUUAAUAAAGUUUGAAUGUGUGCAAAAGCAUAGUUUUCUCCAAUUUCAUUGUCCAAGUGGACAGUGACAGGAAAACUUACUUUUUCAAACAUCUUAUUAAAGACUUGGACACAGGCUUCAUUCUCUAUGGUAUCUUUACAACAUUCACAUUUAAUUGGUUUGUAAAACAUUAAAGUGGCAAGCUAUUUAAAGUAUAUAAGUAAACAAAACAUUAAAUCAAAGAUAUAGAUUAUAUAAUAUUCAAAGAAUACAGAGAAAGAAAUGGCUAAUAACAAAUAAUACCCACAAACAUAUGCACUAAUAUGUGCACACACAACUGGAACUAAAAUAUAAUAGUUUUUAAAAUUAUUGUUAAUUUUGUACAAACAAUGAAUAAGUUAAAGGAAUAAACCAAAUUCAACAAUUGAGUAAAUAAUUCGGUCAUACUGUGGAGUUAUAUAUGGAAAAGAACAAUACAUGUAUUUUUUUGAGUACCGUUUAAGUUAUUUUUUGUCUAAUAUUGUUGAAAAAACGUGGGCACAUAUAUUAAUUUACAAACAGUAAAUAUAAAAUACAAAAUAUUCAAAUUUUGCUUAGAAAAUUUGUAAACCUUGUAAAGCGAAAACCUUUUUUUAUGUGUGUUGUCAGUAAAAACAGUUACGUAGUUUCAGGAAGAAGAAACUGACGGGAUUGGCUGGUUAAGCAAACUCACCUAUCCAGUCUGUAGUUUGAACUGCAGCAAAGCAAAACAAAACACAGAGUGAAUUUUCCUGUCAAAAAAGUUGAAGAUGGGAGCCACAGCCAGUCAACUUGAUACAGGGAAGCUAUCCGAAUAUGAAGAGCUAACCUUCCUUACAAAACAAGAAAUUCUUCUUGCUUACAAGAGAUUUGACAAACUGGUGCCGAAGGAGGAAAAAAAUCGUAUAGAUUACAGAGUUCGCAUGGAGGACAUCCUGGAGCUGCCUGAACUCAAGUUCAACCCUUUUAAAGAGAGAAUCUGCAAGGUGUUCUCCACAUCUGACAAAAAGGAUGGAAGCCUCGACUUUGACGACUUCCUUGAUUUUUUAAGUGCAUUCAGUGAAUCAGCAACUCUGGAAAUCAAAUCUCACUAUGCAUUCCAUAUAUUUGACUUUGAGGAUGAUGGGACCCUUGGUCGUCAGGAUCUGAAGCAACUGGUUAACUGCUUGACUGGUAAGGCAGAUAAGACAAGCCUAACUGCUGAUGAAAUGAAACAGCUCAUCAACAAUAUUCUCGCAGAGUCAGACAUUGACAAGGAUGGAACUGUGAACCUCUCUGAGUUUCAGCAUGUCAUUUCAAGAUCACCAGAUUUUGUCAGCUCAUUCAAGAUUGUACUGUAAAGCUCUUGACUGGACACUGCUUUAAACAUUCAGAAGUGUUCCAGGGGUCACACAACCACACCAACAAUGCGCCCUGAAAAACUCCACACGCUGGGGUUCAUCUAAACUUCUAAAUGAUUGGUGUCCAAACUGGCCAUAUUCACAUGAAAACAAAGAGUAAAAAAAAUUAGACGUUUACAUCAAGUCAGCACAAUAUAAUUUUGUACUUAAAUUCAUUCAACUUCUAAUCCGUUUUGUCCCUUUCGGGUUCACGGGGUUUAUUCAUACAGCUCAAUAAUACAACACAGUUGUCUCAAUGCGCUUCCUCAAUGGGCUUCACACCGGCAAUUGUACAAAACCUACUGGGUUCUCACAUUCAUACAUAGAUAAGUGAAGAACAGCUGCUUUCAGGAAGAGUCUGUGCUGCCAGCACCGCCCCAGGCUGACACAGAAUGUCUGUUCAAUUUGAUGAUUGGUCUCAAGGUUUAAAUUUGGUUAAACGUACCCCACCCAAGUAUAAAGACAGGGAUGGACAGUCAAGAAAAAGAUAGCAUAUUCGCCAGAGAUUUAUUUUUCUAAGAAUAAAAAUUAAACCUUUUUCUUUAGGCAAAAAAAACCCCCACAUUUAAUCCAAAGACUGAUUUUUUUUUAUUGAGCAAUCAGGAAACUGUUAGAAUCAAUUUUACUAUACAAAUGCAAGCUUUUUUAAAAUUUUGUUUGAAAGAAACAUUUGAAUGUAAAAAAAAAAACAGUUUUAAAAGGAAAUAA
Messenger RNA from Oryzias latipes (Japanese medaka), 2459 nucleotides. RefSeq names its product calcium and integrin-binding protein 1-like. Gene Ontology annotation, molecular function: calcium ion binding; magnesium ion binding. The record is from RefSeq and is a predicted model, not a curated record. NCBI's taxonomy places the organism in Eukaryota, Metazoa, Chordata, Actinopteri, Beloniformes, Adrianichthyidae.